AAAUCACAUAAACUACUCUUCAAUUUGGAGGAAGAAGCACUUUGUUCGAAAAAAAAAAAAAUUGUUUCACUUAGAUCUACUAAUAUUUUAAAUAUACGAAUAAAUGUCAGGUCUCGAACCUCUUGGAAUCCCUGGUGGGGACCAUCUCCGCGAAGCCCUCACAAACUGCUCGGAUCCACUGGCUGCCAUUGAAGAGUUCCAGCAGGAGAAUGGCGUACUCCUACCGUCUCUAAAACCUGCUCUCCCAUUUUUAGAUCUUCAUGGUGUCAAAAGAUGUGAAUUUCACCAAUCAGUACUGGAGGAAGUUCGAGAAAAACUGAUACAGAAAAUAAAUGAAGUGGUAAAUGGAGAUGAUAAAGAACGUUUUCAAAAGAUUGAGACCAUGUUAGAGAAGAGUUUUUGUGUGAUUGGAGUGGCAUCACUAAGGCCUGUUAUAAUGAACAUGUUGAAAACUUUACCUAAGAUUAAAGAUGUUUAUCUGAAAGAGAUUCUUGAUGAUAAAGAAUUGUAUAAAGAAGCUGCAACAGAAGUGAAGAGACAGAUUUGGGAAGAAAAUCAGGCAUUAUUUGGAGACGAGGUUUCACCAUUGCUCUCUCAGUAUAUCAGGGAAAAGGAAAACACUUUGUUUAGUCAUGAGAAUUCUUUAUCAACAUUUUUCUUAAUGUCUCCAAAAGCAAGACGCCAAGGUGAAGUCGUUCAGAAGCUUACACAUAUGGUUGGGAAAAGCGUUAGGCUUUAUGAUAUGGUGUUACAGUUCCUCAGAACUCUGUUCUUACGGACAAGGAAUAUGCAUUACUGUACACUAAGGGCAGAGCUUUUAAUGUCUUUGCAUGAUCAAGAAGUGAAUGACAUUUGUGCAGUUGAUCCAUGUCAUAAGUUUACGUGGUGUGUUGAUGCUUGUAUAAGAGAAAAAUUUGUUGACUCCAAACGCGCAAGAGAGUUACAAGGUUUCUUGGAUGGGAUAAAAAGGGGACAGGAAUUUGUUCUAGGGUAAAAGUUUAAGAGUAUU
Messenger RNA from Ruditapes philippinarum (Manila clam), 1009 nucleotides. RefSeq names its product negative elongation factor B-like. The record is from RefSeq and is a predicted model, not a curated record. Bases 104 to 994 code for a protein of 296 amino acids. The transcript has a single exon. Lineage: Eukaryota; Metazoa; Mollusca; Bivalvia; Venerida; Veneridae. Gene Ontology annotation, biological process: negative regulation of transcription elongation by RNA polymerase II. Gene Ontology annotation, cellular component: NELF complex; nucleus.